AUCUACAAAUCCGAAUCAGAGGAAUUGGCGUGGUAUUCUCAUUGCCUUGCUUGUGAUCAUCGCAGUUCUAGCACUUAUUGUAACAUCAGUCGCACUUCUAACUCCUCCAGAUGAAGGCCCUCGCAUAAGUGGUUCACGUAUAAAAUUAUCUGAGAUUUAGAUGCUUCCACAUGCACAUUUUCUGGUCUAAAUAAUGAAGAUUCCACUAUGGGACCGAAUUGACCACUUUUUUAUUUUAAUACUAUAAAAAGUGGUGAUAAAAGUUUCCCGGUUGCUGAUAUAGUUGGCUGAACAGUAUAUAACUGUGCGUUGUCGAUGAAACCGACUGUACCAGACAUUGUACCUGAUUUUCUUCUUCAACGGCUAAUGUUCUUCCCAAGUGCAUUUCUAAUUGGAAACCACUCUGAUAUGAAUUAUAAAAGUUUGCAAUGCCGAUUUCUGGUAUACAUGAUUGAACAUCAGCUACAAAAGCAUCAUCAUCAUAACCAAUUUUGAGAAGCCUAAAAUCUUAUAUCUUCAUGGCCAACAAUUUUUUGAGCUUGCAAUGCCAAUUUCCGUAUACUCGUAUCUCGAUCAUGUACUAUCGUACCAGCUGCAAUAGCGGCUUUUAAAUUAUCAAAUGUGUAUUGGCAAAUUUGCGCAAUUUUUUCUCGGUUUUAUACGGAAAAUUGACACCAUUACUUUUCAAUGGCACAUGGGUAAGUGAUCGUCACAUUUGUUACAAAGACACAUCUGGUGGUAUCUCCAUUCUAGAUGUAUCUGAUCCUUCUCUUGUACCGGAAAGUUUACUACCUAAUGAAACUUUUAAAAAACUUGCUCCUAUGAAGUUCUCGCUAUCUCCAGAUCAUAAAUUCCUAUUAAUCGCUCAAAAUCUUAAGAAACUCUUUCGUUAUUCAUAUCUGGCACAAUAUGUUAUUAUAGAUUUGAAUACCAAAGAACUCAUUCCAUUGAAUCCUCAGAAUGGUAAAGAUAGAUAUCCGUAUUUAUUAUUAGCACAAUGGACUCCUCGAGGUCAUGGACUUUUGAUAAUAUAUGACUAUGAUAUAUAUUAUAAAAAAGGGCCCCAUGAAGAACUAACUUAUCGCGUUACGAAUACUGCUAUACCUGGCAUAGUAUCUAAUGGAUUUCCCGACUGGCUGUAUGAAGAAGAGAUUCUUCAUAGCUCCGAAGCUUUCUGGAUGGCAAAAGAUUCACAUAUACUUUUGUACGCUAGCUUCAAUGAUUCUUUGGUUAAUGAAAUGCUUCUACCUUGGUAUGGAGAUGGAAAUAAACAAACGUAUACAAAUAUUAGAUCACUACGGUAUCCGAAGGUUGAUGAUUUGGACAUUGCAGAAUUACGUGGCUAUACAACUUACAAUUUUGAUGACCCAGAAACAGAGAUACAAUUUUGGAAAGAAGCCAAAGAAGAAAAGUUCUCACAACUUAGCUAUAAAUUGUCCACUGGAGAAUUAGAGAAAGUCUUACCUGCCGAGAUAGUACCAGAUACCUCUAAUCCAUUGGUAACAAUGUACGUUGCUGAUUUGGCGGACUUAAAGAGUAUACAAACAAAAGUAGUGAGACCACCUUCGAUCAUUGAAAAUGUCGAACAUUAUUUCACCACGGCUUCUUGGAUAUCAACAACAGAAAUUUGUAUUACAUGGAUGAAUCGGCAUCAAAAUUUAUCUGUUAUAACAAUAUGCAGAAGCCCUUUAUGGAAAUGUCAGGAAAUUCAAAGAAUAUUUGGCAUUGAUGGUAGUUGGGUAGAUAGUCCACCUGAAAAACCAGUUUUUUCACAAAAUGGAACCAGCUACAUAACUAUAGCACCUAUAAAGGAUGAUUCCGCAGACUAUUACAAACACAUUCUAUGGGUUGAUGUUUUGAAAAAACAAAUAAUCCCUGUCACCCAUGGGAAAUUCGAGGUCACUAAAAUUCUUGCAUGGGACCAAAUUAACGAUACAAUUUAUUUUCUUGCCAUCCCAAUAAAUUUACCAUCACAGCGACAUUUAUAUCGUACGACUUUUGUAAUACAACAGUUGCAUGAAUCUAACAAAACUACUAUUUGUUUGAGCUGCAACAUCUCUAAUAGUAUGAUAAAUUCAUUUAUUGGAAUAACUGAAAGAGCUUAUUUAGAACAGAUUGAUACAAUGCAACACAAUUAUUUUAUAGUUGAGAAUCAUUCGUCAGGAAAGAAUUUGGACACAAACCAACCUAAUUAUGACAUCAACAUUUUACGCAAGAAAACUAUUGACAGAAAACAUUCGCUAAAAAUUCCAGAUAUAUGUCAGUAUUACAGUGCAAUAUUUUCACCAAAUCUUGAAUACUUCAUACUUCAAUGCUUGGGACCUGGUAUUCCGACAGUUUCUCUAUACAAGACGGAAUUGUCAAUGCCACGUUUUAUGGCAGAUUUUCAAAAAAAUAUUAUUUUAAAGGAAAAAUUAGAUAACUUAGCGUUGCCACAAAUAAAAACAUUUCCAGUACAAAUAAGUGGCGGAUAUAAUGCUCAAGUAAGAUUGUAUUUACCUCCAGGACUUCGAGAAGAUGAAAUAACUCAAUAUCCGUUGGUAGUUCAAGCCUAUGGAGCUCCUGGUUCACAAUUAGUCAACGAUAUAUUCAAAAUUGAUUGGAAUUCUUAUUUAGCUAGUAGAAAAAAUGUUAUUGUAGCACAAAUUGAUGGCCGCGGUAGCGGUGGUCAAGGUUAUAAACUACUGCACGAAGUUUAUCGUCGACUUGGUACCGUCGAUGUUGCUGAUCAACUUGAAGUAACUGAGUAUCUACGUGACUCAUUGCAUUUCAUAGAUAAACGACGCGUUGCAAUAUGGGGUUGGAGUUAUGGUGGAUUUGUAGCUGCUCAUGCUCUAGCUCAUUCUGAUCAAGAUGUAUUCCACUGCGGAAUCAGCAUUGCUCCCAUAAUAUCAUGGAAGCUAUAUGACUCUGCUUAUGCAGAAAGAUAUAUGGGUUCGUCAAAUGUUACCGACAACUAUCAGGGAUAUGCGGAAGCUGACCUUGUAAAUAAAGUCGAUUAUUUGCGUGAGAAAAUGUUCUACUUAGUUCAUGGCACUGCUGACGAUAAUGUACACUUUCAGCAAUCUAUGAUUCUAGCAAGACAUCUUGCCAAGAAAGGGAUUCUAUUUCGACAACAGGUUUAUCCAGAUGUAAGUCAUAGUUUAGCUGGAGUUAAGGAGCAUCUUUACUUAUCUAUGGCACACUUUUUAGACGAUUGCUUUAAUAAACAAGUACCUACUGAUUCAAGAGCUGGCUUAAGUAGUGGUGGCUCGGUAAUUUAAUGUAAUUUAUUUGUUA
Molecule: messenger RNA, 3279 nt
Organism: Phymastichus coffea
Lineage: Eukaryota; Metazoa; Arthropoda; Insecta; Hymenoptera; Eulophidae
Gene: Dpp10
Product: inactive dipeptidyl peptidase 10
Exons: 18
Coding region: 822-3263 (813 amino acids)
Biological process (GO): proteolysis
Molecular function (GO): dipeptidyl-peptidase activity; serine-type peptidase activity
Source: RefSeq, a predicted model, not a curated record